AUUGAUAUUGAGACGUGUUGUGAUUGUGCGCACAGUAUUUAGCAGCUAUAUGCAACAUAGUUUCGUGAUUUGCAACGCACCAAGAUAGGUUUAUUUGUGUGCUUGCAGUCUCCGAUGGUGGUGGUCUUCUAGUUUUUGUUUCAAAUAAUGGCUUUGGUGGCACAGAUUUUCCUUUGGAUCAGUUUGACUACCAUUGGAGUUCAAUGUCAAUCUUUAAAGGAAACAAAUUUGAUUGUGACAACCGUAUUGGACGUGCCAUACACUAUGCUCCGUGACACGGCCGAAUCAAAUCUGAUUGGCAAUGAUCGUUUCGAGGGCUAUGUUGUUGAUUUAAUCGAUACUAUUUCCAAACAGCUGAAGUUCAACUAUACAUUGCAAAUAAAUCCGUCUGGUAUGAUUGGAUCGGUCGACAAAUCUGGUAGAUGGAAUGGAAUGAUUGGUGAAAUAGUAGAUGGACGGGCACAUAUCGCAGCUGGAUCGAUAUCAAUCACUAGGAACCGUGAAAGCGCCGUUGACUUUACCGUACCUUUUAUGAAUUUGGGUAUAGGAGUUAUCGUCAAAACCGAAAUUUAUGAGAAAAGUGCCCUGGAUGACUUCGUAGACAUAUUUUAUCCAUUUAGCAGACACUAUUCAACCGUCACAUUUUUCCUGCUCACAUUGAUCUUUGGCAUAAUCUUACUGGUACUUCGACGCAAAUACAAAACAGCAAUUUUCAGAAUACUGCUGGGUAUAUGGUUCCUAUUUCUCUUUAUGUUCACUUCGUUAUACAUCUCCCAAUUGGCAUCUAACUACAACUCAAACUAUUACAAAGUUGAAGCUUUUAGAACAUUCGAAGAACUAGCUUCACAAGAUCAUGUGGUGUAUGGUUGCAUAAAAGGUGGAUCCACGGAAGCGUUUCUUCGCGAUUCAAAGCACCCAUUGUACCGUAAGAUGUGGUCACGAAUGGUAGAAAUGGAACCGACUCCAUUUGUCCUUACCAAUAUGGAAGGUAUAGAACGUGUUCGGCAAGGUAAUUACGCAUUUAUAUCGGAGUCAUCUAUUAUUGAGUACGCGACGUCUCGACAUUGCGACUUGCAUCAGAUUGGCGACCUCAUUACCUCUAAAGGUUAUGGAUUAGCCGUACAGCAAGGAUCACCGCUACGGGAAUCUCUUAGCUAUGCCAUUCUACAAUUGCAAGAAGAUGGUACACUGUCACUGUUAAAGAAUAAAUGGUGGAACGAGCUAAAUGGUGGCGGUACUUGUUGAUGUGAUUUCUAAUUGUUUAAAUUCGUUUGACAUUGUUUUCCUGUUAUUGGUUCACUGAUGAGUUCAAGUUUUGCACAUACAUGUUUACAGUCAGAGGCAGUGAAAUUUCAGCAUAAAUUUGCUUCAGGUGUUUUUCAGCUGAUCCACACAAACAAUGAAAACCGUUUAUUCGUCUUCAUACGGUUUUAAGGCUUGAUUUCAAACUUACCACAAAAGGACUGUGAGAGACAAAAUUGAUUUUUUUUUUAAAUUAUUGAUUUGUUUACUUGACAGCUCGCUCUCCCACGGCUCUCACUUGGAGUACUUUUUGUUAAUUGGAAAGCAUACGUAACACCAUCACGCGCGUGCGUGUAGUAGCUUCAACUGUAUAAACCGUUUUGAUUGAGUGUGUGGAUCAACUGAAUAACAGUGACACAGUGACAAGUUUCAGUCCCCUAUUAUAAUUAAGUGUACCAUGUACCACUCAUGCUGAAGUGCGUUGGCUGAAGCAAACUCAUGCUGAAAUUUCACUGCCUCUGACUGUAUAGAAAAUGAGUUAAUUAAAACAGAAACUAUUUCUGGAAUUUGCUAUUUCUGUCUUUGUCUAAAAGCACAAAGAAUGUUUCGAUGAUGAAAUUGUUGUCUGACCACAGUGGCACUAUACUUAGCUGUAAUUUCAGAUUUCAGUAUUUAGUCAGAAAUUUAGAGCCUCGGUAAAAGCCUACGAGGUGGAAAGUUAACCUGUCACAUACGACUAUUCAUCUGUUAUCGAUAACGACGACAAAAAUAGUGACAAGAUCUGGGUAAUAUGGCCCUUUAUAUGGAAAAAAACAUGUUAAAAAAAUUGAAGUACAAGAUUUGAAAUCAACAGAUUAAAAAUACUUUGAUCGAUGGAAGAGAUAGACCCGAUAAUAAUACUGGUCAUAUGCCCCGAUAAUAAUACU
Molecule: messenger RNA, 2168 nt
Organism: Bradysia coprophila
Lineage: Eukaryota; Metazoa; Arthropoda; Insecta; Diptera; Sciaridae
Product: putative glutamate receptor
Cellular component (GO): membrane
Molecular function (GO): ligand-gated monoatomic ion channel activity
Source: RefSeq, a predicted model, not a curated record